Molecule: messenger RNA, 1218 nt
Organism: Penicillium angulare
Lineage: Eukaryota; Fungi; Ascomycota; Eurotiomycetes; Eurotiales; Aspergillaceae
Product: acyl-CoA desaturase
Exons: 4
Coding region: 1-1218 (405 amino acids)
Biological process (GO): unsaturated fatty acid biosynthetic process
Cellular component (GO): endoplasmic reticulum membrane
Molecular function (GO): stearoyl-CoA 9-desaturase activity; iron ion binding; heme binding
Source: RefSeq, a predicted model, not a curated record
AUGGCGGAUACUCGUUCGAGUACUCGAAGAACCCAUAUCAGUGAGCAACCUAUCACCCUCAGGAAUUGGCAGCAUCAUGUCAAUUGGGUCAAUACAACUCUCAUCUUGAUUGUUCCUGUAUUUGGCUGUAUCGCAGCUUUUUGGACUCCCCUCAGACUACCCACGGCGGCAUGGGCAGUUCUCUACUAUUUCUGGACCGGACUUGGAAUCACCGCUGGCUACCAUAGACUCUGGGCACACCGUUCAUAUGAAGCAGGCUUACCUCUUCGCAUCUUCCUCGCUUGUGUUGGUGGCGGUGCUGUGCAAGGCUCAAUUCGUUGGUGGAGCAGCAAACACAGGGCUCAUCAUCGAUGGACCGAUACCAAUAAAGAUCCAUACAGUGUGAACAAGGGCAUUUGGUACUCACACUUCAUGUGGAUGUUGCUGAAGCAGAAUCCAAAGAACCGCGGUCGUACCGACAUUUCAGAUCUAAAUGAUGACCCUGUCGUUGUAUUGCAGCACAAAUAUUAUGGGUCUUUUAUAUUGGCCUUUGGCAUGUUUUUCCCAAUGCUUAUUGCCGGGUUGGGCUGGGGCGAUUGGAAGGGAGGUCUGCUCUAUGCAGGAAUUCUUCGUUUCCUCUUCGUUCAGCAGGCAACCUUCUGCCCGUUCGACGAUAGGAACUCUCCUCGUGACCACGUCCUCACUGCACUCGUCACCCUUGGCGAAGGCUACCAUAACUUCCACCAUGAGUUCCCCUCUGACUACCGUAACGCAAUUCAAUGGUGGCAGUACGAUCCUACUAAAUGGUCCAUCUGGGUAUGGAAACAACUCGGCCUAGCCACAAACCUGAAGCAGUUUCGCGCGAAUGAAAUUGAGAAGGGUCGCAUUCAACAAUUACAAAAGAAGGUUGAUCAAAAAAGAGCAAAGCUAGAUUGGGGUAUUCCACUUGAACAGUUACCAGUGAUGGAGUGGAGUGACUAUGUCGACCAGGCCAAGGAUGGAAAAGAUCUUGUUGUUAUCGCCGGCGUUGUUCACGAUAUCACGGAUUUUAUCCAGGAACACCCGGGCGGAAGAAUUAUUAGGUCGGCCAUUGGGAAAGAUGCCACUGCAAUCUUCAAUGGGGGCGUUUACAACCACAGCAAUGCUGCGCACAAUAUUCUCUCUACAAUGCGCACUGGUGUCAUUCGUGGAGGUGGUGAAGUGGAGAUUUGGAAGCCCCAACUGAGCAAAGGGAACUAA